Messenger RNA from Prorocentrum cordatum, 450 nucleotides. The record is from the annotation of a GenBank genome assembly. NCBI's taxonomy places the organism in Eukaryota, Dinophyceae, Prorocentrales, Prorocentraceae.
GUCAUGACGGGGGUCGCGCAGAUGCAGGGCCCGCUGAGUUCGCACGACUCCGGCACAGAGGGGAAGAGGAGCAGCACCAGGAUUUCGAGCACCGCGUGUUUUCUCGGCAGCCAGCUCCGCGAGCACCGCCAGGAGGGGCAGCGCUGCGAACUCCUGGCCGCCCGACGCCGCGCCAACCGUCAGCGGUUCCUCGGAGCCGACGGCGCCUUCGUGGGGGAGUGCGCGAGCGGCUUCUGCGGCACCGACUGCACGAGGUGCACGAAAAGCGAUCGGUGGAAGUGGACCCCAGCCGUCGUGAACGCGCUGCCAGACGCUCACGUUCCGAUCGCCACGAAACCUUCUGCGCACUGUUCAGAAAAGAACCCGUUGGCAAACGACAGCGACGCCCACUUCUUGCUAGACUGCCCACAUGUCCAGAUGCGAGAACCUGCCGGGGCAGCAGACUUCUGA